Arabis nemorensis is the source of this 1227-nucleotide messenger RNA. NCBI's taxonomy places the organism in Eukaryota, Viridiplantae, Streptophyta, Magnoliopsida, Brassicales, Brassicaceae. The record is from the annotation of a GenBank genome assembly.
AUGGCCGACCCAGAGACAUUAGCGGCGUUGAAGAGAGCUUACGCCGAUACGAUACUAAACACGACGAAGGAAGCGGCGGCGCGUGUGAUUGUUUCUGAGAAGAAGGCGCGUAGGUUUCAACAAGAGCUUGUGACGGUUAGAGAUGAAGCAAUCCAUACGUUGCUUAGGCUUAAACAUAUGUUUGAUUCCAAGGUCAAGGAGACAGAGAUAAUAUCCUUGAAGCAGCAACAAAAGGUUGAGGAACUUGAAGCUCAGCUUGGAGAAGCUGAAGAUAUUGUAGGAGAGCUGAGGAUGGAGUUGCGAGAACUUCGUGAUGAGCUCAAGAAAGUUACGAAUGGUCAGACACAUCUUAAAAGUGAUCACGAGGAAGAAUCAUGUUUGAAAAUCAGCGAUGCAGCAGUUUUGCUAGUUCCUGAGGUUUCUAGCAGUCACGAGAAAUCAGGAGCUGUAGGUUCUUGCAUCCCAGUUGAACAAAGUGGACUGUUAGUGCCUAAUGGGAUAAGAAAAACAUCUUUCACUCGCAUAAAUAGUAUUAACCGGUGUUCUUCUAAAGAUAACCAGGAUCGGUGUCACCACACUCUUCCGUCUAUAUUGACAAAACGCAGGGAAGCUGAAAGAUGCACUCAAAUGAUCCAAACAGUACAUAGGAGUGUGGCCAGUGGAGAUCUGUCUUCCUCUGUAGAAGUAGAAGAUGUGAAUAAUGGAGUAUGUCUUCACAAAGUUUCGUCUUGUAAAAGUGUAGAGACCUUAGAAAUGUCUGGCUGUGCUGUUGCUAGUGACUCCAUAUCUUCUGUUAGAGAUGAAGAAGACCCAAUGGAGUCUCAAAACUCUUCUCAGAAGGAUUUGGACACUCCCGUAUCCUUGAAAACAUCUCCGAGGGAAGAUGAAAAUGGCAGAAAGUUGGCGAUUGGCGAAACAGAGGCAAUGAAAGAAGAAAAAGAGAGCUGUGAGAAUAUUGAGGUUUCAGCAUCUCCUUUGUGUAAAGGAACUCCGGUUUUGGCAGUUAAUAAUAACCGGUGCAUCAAGUACACAUUCAAGAGGAAGAGAAAGAAGGAGGUUUUAAACAAUCCUGAAGGAGAUUCGUCUCUUGAGGAAAGCGGAAACAAGAAACAAAAGACUGGAGAGAAAGAUGAUGGUUAUUUGGAAUCUCUGAAGCCUAGCUUCACCAAUGAAUCAUCUCGGGAUAGUCUCCGCGUAGCACAGGUGGCUCGGCAGUGUUUGGUCUGA